Messenger RNA from Impatiens glandulifera, 2675 nucleotides. RefSeq names its product ABC transporter G family member 7. The transcript is spliced from 12 exons. Gene Ontology annotation, cellular component: membrane. Gene Ontology annotation, molecular function: ATP binding; ATP hydrolysis activity; ABC-type transporter activity. The record is from RefSeq and is a predicted model, not a curated record. NCBI's taxonomy places the organism in Eukaryota, Viridiplantae, Streptophyta, Magnoliopsida, Ericales, Balsaminaceae. Bases 152 to 2404 code for a protein of 750 amino acids.
CGUGUCUGACAUCCGUGGAGCUUCUUACUAGCACCGGAGAAAAUUCAUAUUCUACGGGGAGAAUCUUUUCUCCCGAUCGAACGUAUAACCGCAAAGUGAAAAACUGAACUGAGUGACUGGAGAAUCUGCUGUGGCUGAAGGUGAUUGAGAAAUGGUGUUGAUAAAUGGCGCGAAAAGCGUCGGCCGGAUAGUAGGCAUCGGCGGGAAAGGCGGAGUAGGCCAGGUCCUCGGUGCCGUUGCGUUCGCGCUCUUGUUCCGCUUGUUCUCUGGUCCUAAGCUGUCUCAGUUUCCGGAAACAGAUUCUGAGGACGAUGACGACGGCGCCGAUGGAGGAUUCGACGAUGAGGAAGUGCACAGCGGAGGAAAAGUUACUCCGGUUACUCUUCGGUGGAGUAACAUCUCCUGUGCUCUCUCAGAUAAAUCUUCCAAAUCUAUAAGGUUUUUACUUAAGAACGUCAGUGGGGAGGCAAAACCAGGACGAUUGCUUGCUAUCAUGGGACCAUCAGGCUCGGGGAAGACUACUCUACUUAAUGUUCUGGCAGGUCAAACAGUGGCUUCCCCUCGUUUGCAUUUGUCUGGCCUAUUUGAAAUCAACGGCAGGAAAAUUUCAAACAAAGCAUACAAAUUUGCGUAUGUGAGACAAGAGGAUUUGUUCUUCUCACAGCUGACUGUUCGAGAAACGUUGUCUCUUGCAGCUGAGCUCCAACUUCGGGAGAUAAUAUCUGUUGAAGAGAGGGAUGAAUAUGUCAACAAUCUUUUGUUUAAACUCGGUUUGGUCAGUUGUGCUGAUUCCCGUAUUGGGGAUGCAAAAGUGCGGGGAAUCAGUGGUGGUGAAAAGAAACGUUUAUCAAUGGCAUGCGAAAUGAUCGCGAGCCCAUCUGUCAUUUUUGCUGAUGAGCCUACAACAGGACUUGAUGCCUUCCAGGCAGAGAAGGUAAUGGAAACUCUCAGACAGUUGGCUGAGGAUGGGCAUACUGUGAUUUGCACUAUACACCAACCCCGAGGUUCAGUUUAUGCCAAAUUCGACGACAUUGUGUUACUCACGGAAGGUGCACUAGUCUACAGUGGUGCUGCUCGUUCUGAACCAUUGGCUUAUUUUGCAAAUAUGGGGUAUACAUGUCCGGAUCAUGUCAACCCUGCUGAAUUUUUGGCAGAUUUAAUCUCGAUUGACUACAGUUCCACUGAUAGUGUCUACUCCUCUCGAAAAAGGAUAGAUGGGCUUGUUGAUGCAUUCUCUCAGCAAAUUCCAUAUAUUCUAUAUGCAACGCCACUUACAACAAGGCAAAGGUCUAAAAAUGUCGUGUCAUUGAGAAGGAAUGAUCCCAACAAGAAAGGAAAUUGGUGGAAACAGUUUCGGUUGCUCCUCAAACGUGCGUGGAUGCAGGCUUCUCGUGAUGGGUCGACAAAUAAAGUACGAGCGAGGAUGUCGAUCGCUUCAGCUAUUAUAUUUGGAUCUGUUUUUUGGAGAAUGGGACAGUCUCAGACGUCAAUACAGGACCGAAUGGGAUUGCUUCAGGUUACUGCCAUAAACACGGCUAUGGCUGCACUAACAAAGACUGUUGGUGUCUUUCCUAAAGAGCGUGCAAUCGUAGAUAGGGAGCGAGCAAAAGGAUCUUAUUCGUUGGGGCCAUAUCUUCUGUCUAAGUUGCUGGCAGAAAUCCCUGUUGGUGCAGCUUUCCCGUUACUGUUUGGAACCAUUCUUUACCCUAUGGCUCGCUUACAUCCAAACUUAUCAAGAUAUGGGAAGUUUUGUGGGAUAGUAACAAUUGAAUCAUUUGCUGCAUCUGCCAUGGGUCUAACCGUGGGAGCUAUGGUCCCGACAACUGAAGCAGCAAUGGCGUUAGGGCCAUCACUUAUGACUGUGUUUAUAGUUUUUGGUGGGUACUAUGUUAAUUCAGACAACACUCCUAUAAUCUUCCGCUGGAUCCCUCAUGUUUCCCUCAUAGGACGGGCAUUCCAAGGUCUUUGUGUAAAUGAAUUUACAGGACUUCAGUUUAAUCAUCAGAAUUCAUUUGAUGUACAAUUUGGAGAACAGGCACUAGAGCGGCUGUCGUUUGGAGGAACAAAGAUUAGGGAUACGGUUAUAGCACAAAGUAGAAUAGUGAUGUUCUGGUAUUGGACCACUUAUCUCCUCCUUCAGAAAAACAAACCCAAAUACCAACCUCUAGAGCCAUCAAUAACUCCUCCGGAUGAAACUGAACCAUCCCCCCGGUUACUUCUCGAGCCUGUUGUGUCCGAAGAACAACAGGUGGUGGAGUCGAAUGGAGAAUCCCAACAAGAAGAAGAAGAAGAAGAAGAGGAAGAAAAAGAAGAAGAAGAAGGUAAUGAACAAAAUCUGGAGGGGGUUGAACUUGAAUCUGCUCCAGCAGACUUUCUUAAUCCAUUUACACUUGAGGGUUUCUGAUUGAUUGAUUACAUGGAGGAGGAGGAGGUGGGAGGAGAGUUUAAAGGAGAUAUUGCACAUACAGAAUGAAUGAUUGAUUUAUCGAUACACCACAGAUCAAUGGAGGCAAGUAAGUAGACUCUAACUCAAGUCUUUUGUUUGGUUUAAUAAGAUGAUUAGAGUUUUACUUUAGAUGGAUGUAUAAAUAAAAAUGAAUUAAGAUUAGAGCUUUAUUUUGAAGUUAUGGAGCUCUAUAAUAAAAAUCUGGAUAAAUUUGUCCAGUUUUAUUACU